Molecule: messenger RNA, 1730 nt
Organism: Vitis vinifera (wine grape)
Lineage: Eukaryota; Viridiplantae; Streptophyta; Magnoliopsida; Vitales; Vitaceae
Product: aldehyde oxidase GLOX
Exons: 1
Coding region: 14-1678 (554 amino acids)
Source: RefSeq, a predicted model, not a curated record
GUCUUCUUUUCUUAUGUCUCUCAUCAAAUUCCUCUCUCUCAUGCCUCUGUCAACCUUUGGUUUUGAUAUUUCGACCCCGUCCAGCAAUAAUGGAGGCAGUUGGUUUCUUCUGCAUUCGAGCAUAGGCAUAUCCGCCAUGCACAUGCAGAUUCUUCACAACAACAAGAUCAUCAUUUUCGACCGGACCGAUUUCGGAGCUUCCAACCUCUCUCUCCCCGACGGACACUGCAGGAGCGACCCCAACGACAUGGCUCUCAAGGUCGAUUGCACCGCUCACUCUUUGCUUUACGACGUCCUUCUUAACUCUAUCCGCCCUCUCAUGUUGCAAACCGACACCUGGUGUUCCUCGGGCUCCGUCAUAGCCGACGGCACUCUCAUCCAGACCGGUGGAUACAACGACGGCGAGCGCGUGGCUCGCACUUUCACGCCUUGCAACGACGACCAAUGCGACUGGAAGGAGCUUCCGGAGUACCUCUCCGUCCGGCGGUGGUACGCUUCUAACCAAAUUCUCCCUGAUGGGCGUAUCAUCGUGGUCGGAGGUCGGAACGCCUUCAGCUAUGAGUUCUUUCCCAAGAACACCCUUAAUUCUACUUCACAGCCCAAUUACUAUCUGAAGUUUUUGAAAGACACCCGAGACCCCAAAGAAGAGAACAAUCUUUAUCCAUUCUUGCACCUCUUACCGGACGGCAAUCUCUUCAUCUUCGCCAACAAACGCUCAAUCUCGUUUGACUACACCCAAAACCGCGUAGUCAAAGAGUUUCCGGUGAUUCCUGGAGAAGACAGCCGCUCCUACCCCAGCACCGGAUCGUCGGUGAUGCUCCCACUCCGUCUAACCAGCGGCAACCAGUCUCAGUCUCCGGAAGUUGAGAUUCUGGUGUGCGGCGGUGCACCAAAAGGUUCUUACAGCAAGGCAGAACGCGGCACCUACAUCUCCGCAUCCAAAACAUGCGGGCGGAUCAAAGUAACCGACCCGAACCCCAAAUGGGUGAUGGAGCAAAUGCCCAUGCCACGAGUGAUGUCCGACAUGAUAAUCCUACCGACCGGCGACGUACUCCUCAUCAACGGCGCCUCAAACGGCACAGCUGGGUGGGAGGACGGUCGAAACCCGGUUCUGAACCCGGUUCUCUACAGAAGCUACGCAUCGGACCCAAGUCAGAGGUUUUGGGUUCUGAACCCUUCCAGAACUCCAAGAAUGUACCACUCCGGUGCAGUGUUGGUACCAGAUGGGCGUGUGAUAGUUGGAGGCAGCAACCCUCAUCGCGUCUACAACUUCACAGCAUACCCUUACCCUACAGAGUUGGGCCUGGAGGCAUUUUCUCCACCAUACCUGGCCCCCCGCUACUCAUAUCUCCGCCCUUCCAUCUUAUCAAUCGAGACACCCCAGAACGUGCUACUCUAUCGGGGAUCCUUCUCCAUUUCGUUGACGUUGUCUCUGUAUCUGCGGAGCAGGGGGAUUGAGGUUAUGAUCAUGACGCCCUCCUUUACUACACAUUCAUUUGCGAUGAAUCAGAGGGCGGUGGUGUUGAACGUGACGAGCAUGGCUCAGUUGUCGCUGUUUGCGUAUAAGCUUGUGGUGAGCGGGCCCCAGAAAACCGCCAUUGCGCCGCCUGGAUAUUACAUGUUGUUUGUGGUCCAUGCUGGAACUCCCAGCCAAGGUGUUUGGGUGAAGGUGCAGUGAGGCUUUUUUGUAAUUUUCAAAAUUUUGUUAUAUAAGGAUGGAUGUUUUUUUG